Molecule: messenger RNA, 3648 nt
Organism: Calypte anna (Anna's hummingbird)
Lineage: Eukaryota; Metazoa; Chordata; Aves; Apodiformes; Trochilidae
Gene: PTPRC
Product: protein tyrosine phosphatase receptor type C
Biological process (GO): negative regulation of protein kinase activity; protein dephosphorylation; positive regulation of peptidyl-tyrosine phosphorylation
Molecular function (GO): protein tyrosine phosphatase activity; protein binding
Source: RefSeq, a predicted model, not a curated record
AUGUUUUUGUGGCUUAAACUCUUAGCAUUUGGUGUUGCAUUUCUGGAACAGGAUGCUUUGGUCAAAGCUGGAGAAGAAAAUCUGGCAAAUGCCAGAACUCCCUCUGUGUCACCUCCACCUGCACACUCCACAUCACUCUCACCUCCAGCAGGAGAUGAAAAUCUGGCAAACAGCAGCUCUCCCUUCCUUUCGUUACCUCCACCCACACAAUCCACAUCACUCUCACCUCCUGGCACAUCUGAAGGGGCUGAGUCAGCAACAACUGCACCUGGAUUCUCUCCUGCAGACAACACAAACCUCUCCAUCCACACAGGCUCUGUCCCUGCCAUGAGACUCAGGACCCCAGCACACAGCAGCAGAAAAAUCACCACACUCACUCCCAUUGCCUUCAAGAAUGAUUACAAUUCAACAUCCUUGCACAGCACCAUCUCACCAGUCAGCAUGCCAGCAAACACUGGGAUCAUCCCCACUCACACAAUAGAAGCUUCUGUGAUGACAACUGAAGAAUCCUGUGAUGAUAUUGCCUAUCACAUAGAAAAUACAACAGAUCAAAAUAACAUGGCUACAGUUACACUAAAAAAUCUCAAACCAAACAGACAAUAUUUUAUUUUGGAGAUUAACCAGACCUUAAGUGUGAAUUCCAGCAAACUUCUGUUGCAGAGAUGCACGAGAUACACAGUUCAAGUUGAAAAAUGUCCAGACAGAUACCUUACUAUUCACCUGACAGCAAGCACAUCUGCAAAGUUGUGCUGGGACAACUCAUGCUGUGCUAAUGUGACUGUGAGCUGCAAAGGUUUAGCCUUUGUAGCCUUUGUAGAAUUAAAUAAAACUUGUAAAGAGCUGGACUCUUUAUCACCCAACCAUGAGUACAAUUGCACUGGUACUGCAUUUUUUGAAAAUGAGACUGUCAACCAAGCCUUCAGCAUAGCAACAGAUUAUGGUGGAAAUGUAUCAGUUACAUGGAGGGAACCUAGUGACACUUCAAAGGGCCCAAUAGAUGGCUACGGUGGUGGACAUGCAGAACAGAAGUAUGUAUAUGCCCCCUUCAAGGCAGAAUAUGUCACAACAACUAAAUUUAUUUGCCAAGAAUUAGAACCUUAUACGAAUGGUUCUGUGAGUGUGACUCCAUAUACAAACAGCAAAUAUAAUGAUAGACAAUAUGUGGGAAGAACUGGAAGAUAUAACUUUACAACAAAAUCAGCAGAACCACAGCCAGUGACUGAUGUUAAUGCAAUAUUGACAGCUGAUAAUGCUGUCCACAUUAAGUGCAAAAGUCAGCAAGUGUAUGGACCAAAACAAGAAUUUGAAUUGACUUGGGAAAAUGAUGGAACACGGUACAAGAGGUCUGAGUGUGAUUUUAAAAAAGAAAAUCUGUUGUACUUGACAAACUAUACAUUUCAGAUCUUAGUGAAUAAUGGAGACUAUAAAGGGCAGCCAGUAAAGAGGAGUAUAAGAACCAGAUAUAACUCUAAAGCCUUGAUUAUAUUUUUGGUGUUCUUGAUCAUUUUGACAUCAAUUUCUUUACUACUGGUGCUGUACAAAAUCUAUGACCUUCACAAAAAAAGCUCAGAUGUUUUUGCUUCUUACAGCAAUUCUUCUGAAGGCGUGAACCUUGUUACAGUUAAAGAUGAUGACAGGCAACUUCUGAACAUAGACCCAAUACCUUCAGAGCAAUUGCUGGACACGUACAAGAGGAAGAUUGCUGAUGAAGGGAGACUUUUCUUGGAUGAAUUUCAGAGUAUUCCUAGAGUUUUCACUAAAUUCUCAAUAAAGGAGGCCAAAAAAAGCCAUAAUCAGAACAAAAACCGUUACAUUGAUAUCCUUCCAUAUGAUCAUAAUCGUGUUGAGCUCUCAGAGAUCCCAGGGGACCUAGGAUCAGAUUACAUCAAUGCAAGUUAUAUUGAUGGCUUCAAAGAACCAAGAAAAUACAUUGCUGCACAAGGGCCCAAGGAUGAAACCACUGAUGAUUUCUGGAGAAUGAUCUGGGAACAGAAGGCAACAGUUAUUGUUAUGGUGACUCGUUGUGAGGAAGGGAAGAAGAACAAAUGUGCCCAGUACUGGCCAUCAAUGGAGAAUGGAUCUGCAACAUAUGGGGACAUAGUUGUGAAGAUCAAUGAAAGUAAAACGUGUCCAGACUAUGUCAUUCAGAAACUACACAUCUCACACGGAAGAGAAAGGACAGCUGGAAGAGAAAUCACUCAUAUUCAGUUCACAAGCUGGCCUGACCAUGGUGUCCCUGAGGAUCCACACCUCCUUCUCAAACUCCGACGCAGAGUUAAAGCUCUCAGCAACUUUUUUAGUGGCCCAAUAGUGGUUCAUUGCAGUGCUGGUGUUGGGCGCACUGGGACAUACAUAGGAAUUGAUGCCAUGCUGGAGGGCUUGGAUGCAGAAGGCAGAGUGGAUGUUUAUGGCUACGUUGUGAAGCUACGGAGGCAGCGCUGCCUCAUGGUUCAAGUAGAGUCACAGUACAUCCUUAUCAAAGCACUAGUGGAAUACAACCAGUAUGAAACAGAGGUCAGUCUCUCAGAACUGCAUUCCUAUCUUAACAAUCUGAAAAGAAGAGAUCCUCCAAGUGAUCCUUCUCUGCUGGAGGCAGAGUUUCAGAGAUUACCUUCCUAUAAGGGAUGGCGGACACAAACUGGGAAUCGUGAGGAAAAUAAAAGUAAAAAUAGGAAUGCCAACAUAAUUCCAUAUGACUUUAAUCGAGUGCCCAUCAGACAUGAAGAUGAAAGCAUUAAGGAGAAGCAACAACAUGAUUCAGAUGCUUCCUCAGAUGAGGACAGUGACUUUGAAGAAUCCAGCAAGUACAUCAAUGCUUCCUUCAUACCAGGUUACUGGGUCCAAAAGCAGAUUGCAACAGGCACCACUGCAGGAGAAUCUGACUUCUGGCAAAUGGUUUUCCAAAGAAAUCAAGUCAUUGUUAUGCUGACAGAGCUGAAAGAAGAGAUCGGGACUCUGUGCACAGUCUGGGGAGAAGAAAACAUAUGAGUAUAGAAGUUCAAAUGGACAGAUGUCAAUUCUUGCCCUAGCUACACACGAGCAUUUGAUGUUUACCAUCUGAAGGUAAAAAGAAACACAGAAGGUGAUCAGUAUCAGUAUCAUAAAUGGAGUGGCUUCGAUGUUCCAGAAAAUCCCAAAGAUUUAGUCAGCAUGGUCCAUCUGAAACAGAAAAUCCCAGCCAGACCAUCCGAGGACAAGAGCAUCCGCAGUCCACUUGUCGUCCACUGCCAUGAUGGAUCACAGCAGACUGGUGUAUUUUGUGCUUUAAUGACCCUCUUGGAAAGUGCAGAAAUAGAAAAAGUAAUAGAUGUUUUCCAAGUAGUAAAAGCUCUACGUCGCACCAGGCUGGGAAUGGUCUCCACCUUUAGACAUUACAAUUCCUUGUAUGACCACCAUUGCAGUACCUACCCUGCACAGAAUGGACAAAUAAAGAAGAACAGCCACCAAGAAGAUAAAGUUCAGUUCGGUAGUGAAGUAGAAAAAACACGAUAAGGGAAGAUGGGUUUGAUCACUAUUGAUCUUAGCCAUCAACAGCAGACAAAAAAAGAGAUUUCUGAAGUAUAUGAUGAUUCUAAGGCUGCAGACAGCACGAGGGGAACAGAAAGCUCUACAAACGGCCCCACAAGUCCCGUUCUAACUUAGAUGCUA